Molecule: messenger RNA, 348 nt
Organism: Tuber aestivum (summer truffle)
Lineage: Eukaryota; Fungi; Ascomycota; Pezizomycetes; Pezizales; Tuberaceae
Source: the annotation of a GenBank genome assembly
CUUGGAAUCCCCAAAACCCACUGCCAAAAGCUCCACCAUGUGCCUGACGCAGAACUCAGCGAGCUCCUCCCCGUCACAAAGAACCUCUCCGUACCAGUCCUUGUAGUGGAGUACAACAUUUUGCAAAACAAUGUGGGGUUUAUCAGCUUGUUGAUCAUGUUUAUGUUCAUAUGGUAGGUCUCCUUAUUAGGCCAUACUUGGUGGAAGGGUUUGGAGGGCUAAUCAUUUGGUGGUGUGGGGUAUAUUCCAAAACCGAAUACCAAGGAGGGGUUGGGGAUUGAGUGGCCGGCGCAGGCUACUGAUAUGGAUAGGUUGAUGGUGCUGUUUGAGGAAUUGAAGGCGGAGAUU